This is a messenger RNA of Cataglyphis hispanica, 1558 nucleotides long. Its product is annotated as beta-1,3-glucan-binding protein-like. Lineage: Eukaryota; Metazoa; Arthropoda; Insecta; Hymenoptera; Formicidae. The coding region runs from base 5 to 1402 and encodes 465 amino acids. The record is from RefSeq and is a predicted model, not a curated record. Gene Ontology annotation, molecular function: hydrolase activity, hydrolyzing O-glycosyl compounds; carbohydrate binding. The transcript has 8 exons. Gene Ontology annotation, biological process: carbohydrate metabolic process.
AGAAAUGAUGGAACGUUUUUUAUUCGCAAAAUCAUUUUUUCUCGCGAUAUUCCUUGUGAAUAUCCACGAGUAUCAUGCCGCUUAUACUCCUCCAAUGGUUACAGUGGAACCGCUCCAUCCCGUAGGACUGCGCAUGUCAAUUCCUGAUGAACAUGGAAUCACAUUAGUGGCCUUCCAUGUUAAAUUUAACGAGGAUUUCGAUGGCUUAGAAGCGGGACAAAUAGCGAAGGAUAUUCUCAAAGUUCGUAACGGACGUUGGACUUAUCAGGAUCGGCAUACUGAAUUAAAGAGAGAUGACAUUAUUUAUUAUUGGAUCCAUGUAGUAUAUCAAGGCCUUGGUUACAAUAAGAUUGAUCAAUCGCAUCGGGUUGUCGAUUUUUACAAUUACGAUGGCACUAAAUAUAUCAGUAACAAAGUUCAAGACGAGGAAAAUUGUAUGACGACAUCAGACACAUGGAUUUUCGAGAACGGCGCACGACGGCAAGCCUGUUCUCGUCAACUGCUCUUUGAGGACAAUUUCGAUAUUAUCAAUAGCACAAACUGGAAUUCGAUUCAACGGUUUGCUGGUGCGCCGGAUUAUGAAUUUGUUGUCUACAUGACCAAUGAUGUAACAGACACAAACGAUGGCCGGCUACGCAUCAAGCCGAUUCUUCUUGAUACAAAAUUCGGCAAUAAUUUCACAUCACAUGGAAGAUUGAUAUUAGAAGGUUGCACAGGACAAGUUGGUACAAGUGAGUGUCAACGCCAAGGUGCCGGCUCGUAUAUCUUGCCACCGCUGAUCUCAGGACGUCUUAAUACAAAGGGAAAAUUCGAGUUUCUCUUUGGACGCAUCGAAAUAAGAGCCAAGUUGCCGCGUGGUGAUUGGGUAUAUCCUCUGUUAAUCCUGGAGAGUACCGAGAAUAUGUGGGAGUUUGGACUUCAUCGCGAGAUUAGGAUCGCGUCUUCGGUGGGCAAUGAGAUACUGAGAACAUCUGAGGGCGAAAAUAUUAGUAAUCAUAUAUUGAGCGCAGGUGGAUUGACGACUUCUUUAAACGAGAGUAACGCACAGAAUAUUAAUCAAUUGCCUAAGAGAUCAUCGAGCAAAUCUUGGGCGGAUGACUUCCACAUCUUCGAAAUCGAAUGGAAGAGCGGUCUCAUCGUAAUAAAAGUCGACGGAGUACAGUAUGGCGAACAGACCGUGGAUGGUUCAUUUGGCAAACCAUCAUAUUUAACUUUGGGAAUCGCUGUUGGAGGUAUUCACGAAUUUCCAGAUCUUGUCACGAGUAAUGGCUAUGUUAAGCCAUGGCGAAACGUCGAAGCAAAGGCGACGUACAACUUUUAUCGCGCAAAAAACAACUGGUAUUUCACAUGGGACACACAAACAGCCCUUCAAGUGGAUUAUGUGAAAGUGUGGGCAUUAUAAAUGCGUUUAUCUCUGCAAAACGAUUCAUCAUAACUAAAUAUAUUUUUAUUAUCGGUAGACAUAUUUUAUAACACAUUCUUUUUUCAUAAAAUAACAUUUAUCAAAAAACAAUCUCUUAACUCGUUUGUACGAAAUAAAUAAUAACGAAAUAAUAGA